This is a messenger RNA of Dracunculus medinensis (Guinea worm), 651 nucleotides long. The record is from the annotation of a GenBank genome assembly. NCBI's taxonomy places the organism in Eukaryota, Metazoa, Nematoda, Chromadorea, Rhabditida, Dracunculidae.
AUGUUGCUAGUGAGUAUUCAAAUCGUUUCACUUAUUAUCAACACCAUUAAUGCAUUUUGGGUAAGUUUUAUUGUGAAAUUUAUUUAUGUAAUACUCGGAAGCGAACAUUUUAGUUUUCAGAUAGGUGAGGAGCAUUGGACUACGGUAAGUCAUGAUGGAAGAUUAUUGGAUGAUCGCACAGUAGGGGAUUUUCUCAUUUUCGAUACGAUACAUCAUAAUAUUAGAAUGAAGAACGCUUAUGUGGCUUACUGGAUCACAAAAGAUGAUCGUGGUCACUACGAGACAUUUGGCCAUGCUUACUCCACUGAUCAAGGAGUAUGUGCUCGAUUCGUUGAUCGUAACCAGCAACCAGUGAAGCUAUGCGGUGGUUUUCGAGUGUUGUCUAGGAGCAUCAAAGCUGGCAUUCCAAAUCCAUUCAAGUUUGUACGAGCUGAGGAGGUAGAAAAUCAUCAACCUUUAGAAUAUCGUGGAAGACAAAUAGCGAAAAUCGUCAGCUGGCAGAAAAAUGAAGGUUUUUAUGGUAGCGCUAAUAUAGCUGAGCAAACUGCAGAAGGCAUUGAUUAUGAAGAUUCUUAUGUUCAGGUUUAUUUAAAAUUAUUAUUAUUAAUAAUGAUAAUUAUUUUUCUUAUCGAUGAAAAAUACUCGCAUUGA